UAGCUUUUGUUCUGCCAGAAAGAGCAAUUCGUGACUGCAAAACGAUAGAACCACAAGUUUUCUUUGCCGUGAACUUUGAUAUUCGACACAAAAACUCCCGUUUCUUUGCUGAUUUUCCCAUUUUGUGAAGUUAUCACCUCGAAUGUUGUCAAUUCGAGUUCAUCAGUGCGCCCGCAAGAGCCCUCGUCCGCACAAGAUUAACGAGCGGCGCCACGUGUGCAGCCCCUUUUUGUGGCAGCAGACCGCUGAACGCGAUCGCGGCAAGCAGCAGCCGCAGCAGCAGCAGCAGCCGACGACGACGACGACGAUUCCACAAAAAGUUGACCUCAUGACGAUGGCAGAAGGCACCGACCCCAUGGGGCAUCAUCAUCACGCCGCCGGCACACACAAUCCGCACUACCAUGCCCCCCAUCCCCAUCACCAUCCGCACCAGCCGCACCACCAUCCGCCGGGGCCGCCGCCACCGCACCACCAGCAGCAGCACCAGUACCAUCCCCAUGUCUACCCGCCGCCCCCGGUGGCGGCUGCAGCGGCCCACUCCCACUAUGCGGCACAGCUGCAGCAGGGGUAUCCGCAUCCCCACGGGGGCAUGGGCAUGCCGCUGGCCUUGAGCCUGCACCAGCAGGCGGCGGCAGCGGCCGCCGCGGCGGCUGUGGCAAGUGCCGAGCAGCAGAACAACAACAACAACCAGCCGUGCGUCGUCAACAACAACAUUGCGGCGUCGUGGAAGCAGCGCAAGCGGAAGCGCCUCUCGGCGGUGCUCGACCAGCUGCACCACAACCACAACGACACCAUCGAGAGGAGCAGCAGUCGCAGUCGCAGCCGCAGUCGCAGCCGCAGUCCCCAGAGUCCCUCGCCACAGGCUCAGGCACAGGCACAGCCGCAAAGCAAUGGCUUGGCCGCCUGCAAGACGGAGCCCAUGGAGGAGGACGAGGCAGCGGAGGAUCACGAGGAGCAGGAGUCCCGCGGUGAGGAGGAGUUGGAGGAGGAGGAGGAUGACUCCAUGGAGCAGCAGGAGCAGCGGGAGCAGGAGGAGGCUAAGUACAUCAAGAGCGAGCACACAGCCAGCGAUGGCGAGGAGGAAGCGGCUUCCGCGGAGGACAUCUCUGGCGAGGAUCUGGAGCUGUCGCACAGCGACGACAACGACGGCAACGACAGUCCUCGCAUCAGCAUGAGUCCGUUGCAACUGCAGGCUGCUGCUGCCUCCGCCUCCGCCUCCGCCGCCGGGGCUGGUGCUGACGCUGAUGCCGCUUCUGGAGCGGCUGCGCCACAGCAGGUCCCCAAGGAGAAUCCACUCCAUGUGGAAAUCAAGACUGAGAUCCCCAAUCCGUACGAUCGCUACUUUCCCAUCCACUCGCCGCUGUUCGGCUACUAUCUGCACACCACGUACUUGAACGAGGUGUUCCGGCGGCGCCACGAUCUCUACCCCUCCCCGCUGCAGCACACGCCCUCGUCCAUUGCCUCCGAGACGGAGACAUCGCCCCCGGGAGGAGGGGAUCGCAAGGGUCUGGGCAACCCGAGCGCCAGCCAGAUGCUGCCACACGCUCUCCUGGCGAACGCCUCGCCACCGCCGUCGCUGCCAUCGCCGCCGCGCAGCGAAUCGUCAGUGCCCACUGGCGGGGCAAGCAAAGCCACCACCGCCACGAAGACGACGCGCAGCCCCAAGCCCCCAACCGAGAAGAAGAAACGGGGAGCCGCCGCCGACAAGAAGAAGCCCAUGCCGCCGCCCCAGGAGCGUCCGCUCGAUCUGUGCGUCCGCAGUGAAACGGAGAUCAAGAAGUACAAAUCCUCGUCCUCCGGCGGUGGCAAUGCCUCGCCGCCGAGCGCCUCGAUGAUGCCACCGCCUGCUGCAUCGUCCUCGGCCGCAUCGAUGAGUGCCGCCAGCAGUCUGGAGAGCAUGAAUGCGCUGUCGCCAGCCUCCAGCAGCCACUCGGGGCACACGCCCAUCUCCGCCACCGCCAGCCAUGCCGCCCCGCCAUCAUCGAACCAGCAGCAGCAAAUGUCGCCGUACGCCAGCGCCAUGUCAGCGGCCCAUGCAGCAGCGGCGGCGGCAGCAGCGGCCAUGAUCAAGAUGGAGAUGCAUCCCCAUCCGCACCAGCAUUCGCAUUCGCACUCGCACUCGCUCCACCCGCACCACAUGCACCACCAGCAGCACCCGCACUCGCACUCGCACCACUCGUCGACGGUGGGCGUGCCCGUGAUCAAGGGGGAUGUGGCGUCCCCCACCACCAAGGAGACGGUGGCAUGGCGCUACAAUCUGGACGUGUCGCCCGUCGUGGAGGAGAUGCCGCCCGGCUCGGAUGUGGCAUACGUGUGCCCCACCUGCGGACAGAUGUUCUCGCUGCACGACCGCUUGGCCAAGCACAUGGCCUCGCGCCACAAGUCGCGCAAUCCCGCCAACGACAUUGCCAAAGCGUACUCCUGCGACGUGUGCCACAGAUCCUUUGCGCGCUCCGAUAUGCUCACGCGCCACAUGCGGCUGCACACGGGCGUGAAGCCGUACACGUGCAAGGUCUGCGGGCAGGUGUUCUCCCGCUCCGAUCACCUGUCCACCCACCAGCGGACCCACACGGGGGAGAAGCCAUACAAGUGCCCCCAGUGCCCCUAUGCGGCAUGCCGCAGGGACAUGAUCACGCGCCACAUGCGCACCCACACGCGGUACGAGUCGCGGGGCGGCGACAGGGGUGGCAAUGGUCGCGAGAGCCGCGAAGGUCGUGCCAACAUGGAGGAGCCCCCGCAGGAGUCGCCCCUUCCGCUGAUGGACAUGAAAAUGAACAUGAACAUGGGCAUGGGCAUGGGUAUGGGCAUGGGCAUGGGCCUCAAUAUGGGGGGCCACGGUCUCUCGCCCAUGAACAUGAGUCUCCUGCAGGAGGAGCUGCUGCAAAAGUCAUCCGCCCAGGCAGGACUGAGCCUCGGCGGCCCCAUGCCCAUGGUGGUAAAGACGGAGAGCGCCUAACAGCGGCGGCUGUACCUACAGUAUGCGGCAGCCUCGAGGCAGUUCAUGACCUUCUAAGACGGGGGGGAAAACCGUUCUUAUUUUUUUUUUGAUUUUUUUUUUUGAUUACCGGAAAUCUCUGCGAAGACUGAGGAAAACCUAAUUACUACCUACAGUUUAAAGAUAUAGAAUUACGAUCCCUAAAACAGACACAAACACACACAGACACAAGGGAGAACGAAAACGAAGAUAAAGAGAUCUUAAGAUAGAGAGAGAGAGGGAAAGAGAGGAGCGGAGAGGAGAGGAGAGAAGAGGAGAGGAGACCUACCACCCACCACCCAACGUAUUAGCGAUUAAAAACUAUGAUUCUACUACUAGUUCUUAGCGUCUUAAAACUAUGAUUCUAGUUCUAGUUCUUAGCGCGUAGCAUGUGGCAGAGAGCCAGAGAGCCAGAUAGCCAGAUAGCGAGUGUCGGUGGCAUCUUCGUGCGGAUACAGCUAGCAAAUUCCAUGUUCCACAAAAACACUUAGGCUUAAGAUACACUUCGGGGGUCAUCCUCCUCCAGCAUUUUCUUGUAAGGAAACAUUUUUGAAAUUAUUAAGCAACGAAAUGA
Molecule: messenger RNA, 3548 nt
Organism: Drosophila pseudoobscura
Lineage: Eukaryota; Metazoa; Arthropoda; Insecta; Diptera; Drosophilidae
Gene: klu
Product: zinc finger protein klumpfuss
Exons: 2
Coding region: 143-2956 (937 amino acids)
Source: RefSeq, a predicted model, not a curated record